This is a messenger RNA of Xiphias gladius (swordfish), 4879 nucleotides long. RefSeq names its product ring finger protein (C3H2C3 type) 6 (gene rnf6). Gene Ontology annotation, molecular function: ubiquitin protein ligase activity. Gene Ontology annotation, biological process: protein ubiquitination; ubiquitin-dependent protein catabolic process; positive regulation of DNA-templated transcription. Gene Ontology annotation, cellular component: nucleoplasm; cytoplasm. NCBI's taxonomy places the organism in Eukaryota, Metazoa, Chordata, Actinopteri, Istiophoriformes, Xiphiidae. Bases 822 to 2981 code for a protein of 719 amino acids. The transcript is spliced from 4 exons. The record is from RefSeq and is a predicted model, not a curated record.
CGUUUGAUGUCAUUGUCAUCUCUUAUAAAACUAUGCUAGGGUUAAGUUUUAAAUGCCAUGCACAUUAACUGCUUGAUAAAACUGUGUGUCAUAUUAAUAUCGUAGAAGUUAUUCUGCCUCGCAGCUCGCUGGCGAGUCAGCUAACCCUGGUGUCGACGCGCUGCUGUUCGCUAACCUUAGCGCUCAGUUAGCAACUAAAGCGUUGCGCAUUCAAAAAUGACAUUUCGCAUCCUUGAAAGGUGCACAAAAGUGAUUGUUCUGUUUGGGUGGCAACGCAGUUAAUCAUUGCCUGGCAUUAACAUCUCGAUUGUCCAAUUCUUUAAUAAUGCUGACAAGAUUCUUUGUCUUUCUUUCUAUGCCCUGCGUUUACAUGCAGGAGACCUCCGCUUAGUUUCUCGUGUCCCGCCUCUGUAGUGCAGUGAUUGGAUGCUGGGUGUGUCAGUCAUUUACACCAGGCCGGUGAUUGGUGGCUAACCGGGAUGACAACGCCAGUUUUGUUGCAUUAGUCCCCUGCCUUCAAUAUGGCCUUCCGUAGCUACUGUUGUAACUUGGCUAGUAUUAGCUCACAUGAAGACUACGUUGUUAUUAGGAUGUUUCUUGGCUAUUCCUUACAGUGAAUGAAUCGCGCAUUUAUCUUCAUGUUAAAUUAGGUGAAUUUACGGCGCUAGUCUUCGGGCUAAACGUUAGCAACAUUAGCAAGAUUACUUUAGCCUUCAUCAGUCUACGUGGUGGAGUCUUUCGAUAGAAAAUGGAUGGCGUAGACUUAACUGUCUUCCUCGGUUAGAGAUUAGUCACUAUAAGGCUAAGCACUUUUCACGGUGAUGGACCCUCCUGGUGGGGGAGACGAACGGCGGAGGCAGGCAGAGCGUCUUCGACGGGAGGAGGCAUACUAUCACUUCAUCAAUGAAUUGAGUGAAGAGGAGUACCGCCUAAUGAGAGACAGCAACCUGCUGGGCACCCCUGGGGAGGUAACUGCUGAGGAGCUGCGGCAGCGUCUUGAUGGAGCAAAAGAGCGUGUUUCAUCUCAGCCCCGUACCGAGCAGCGCUCGCAGACUACUGAUUCUGGAGAACAGCAGAGCAGUAGCGGUGAGGGAGAGGAGACAGGGGCUGGAGGGAGACGAGGGGCAGGGGGCACAGAGCCUGGAGCAGAAACCUCUAAUGGUGACUCAUUACUGGAGUGGCUGAACACUUUCAGACGUACCGGUAAUGCUACUCGCAGUGGGCAGAGUGGCAACCAGACAUGGCGUGCUGUCAGUCGGACCAACCCUAACAGUGGAGAAUUCCGCUUUAGCUUGGAGAUCAACAUCAACCACGAUCAGCCAGAGCCGGGGGAGCAUAAUGACACCGUGGACACUGCAGAGCUUCCAGUGAUUGCCCCAAAUACAACUUCACCCUCUAUACGUGCUACCUCCUCCUUCUCCAACCCUCGCCCUUCAGCCAUGUCAAGGCCAGCUCCGUACCCCUCUCCCCGCCCAGCCCUCAGUAGGAGGAUGCAGACACGGCGUACACGCAGCAGCAAUACCACUCUUUCGAUGAGCCCCCCAGCACUUCCUGCACCAGUGGCCCCCCCAGUUGCUGUUCAGAGGAGAGGUGCCACUUUGCACUCUUUAGCACCACCUCCCACUGUUCCCAACCCUCCCCUUGAUCAAACUAUGCCUUCCCAACAUCAAGCCCUCAGUGCAGAAGUAGAGCAGGGGCGUGAUGAUAUGUCUGCUCCUAUAGACUGUCCCUGUGUAUCACCCCAGUCUGGGACUCAGGCCCCAGCAGGGGGACAUGAAUCACGUGGCAGUAGGACUCGAUCGCGUGGUCGUGCACGCAGGGCUGUAGCAGGGGGUGGGGUUUCAUCCCGCUUAUCUAGGCGAAGCCGUUCCCCCUUGCACCGAAUACCUGUUGUCAGCACCACUCCACCAUCCAGCAGUGGUGUCAGUGGCUCUAGCAUCCACACUGUUGAGCCAGGCAGUGGCACAAGCUCUGUUUCCAUGGAGACAGGGGAGGCUGGUGCAGAACCUGCAGCUCUUACGGAGCCAGCUGUAGAGACAGGAGAACGUGAGGGUGAAGCGCAUGUAGUAGGAGCGGGAGGUUCAGCGGUGCGACGGCACCCAACCAUUAUGUUGGACCUGCAGGUGAGAAGGAUUCGACCUGGUGAAAACCGCGAUAGGGACAGCAUCGCCAGCAGAACACGCUCACGUGCGCGGGUUGCUGAGAAUACUGUCACAUUUGAAAGUGACAGUGGUGGAUUUAGACGCACCAUCUCCCGCUCUGAGCGGGCUGGGAUCCGCACCUAUGUGAGCACUAUCCGGAUUCCACUGAGGCGUAUCAGUGAGACAGGCCUCGGGGAACCUAACUCCACCGCACUGCGUUCCAUUUUGCGCCAGAUUAUGACUGGAUUUGGGGAGCUCAGCUCUCUGAUGGAGACAGAGGCUGAUUCUGAAACUGUUGCACCUAGCCAUACAGAUGCUAUUGGCACAAAUAGUAACACUAGCCCAGCCAGUCGUCUGCAUACAAAUGAGAGCUCAGUUGGCCAGGUUGGCACAGGUGGGGUAGAUCAGGAGAUGGUGGGGCUGGUGGGAAGUGAAGAGGACCAGGGUGGGCAGGCCAGACUCGGAGGAGGGGUAGUGAGUACUACAGAAGGACGUGCCACAAGCAGAGACACAAACAACCUGGUAGAAAAUGGUACUUUACCCAUCCUGCGGCUGGCACAUUUCUUCCUGCUUAAUGAUGAAGAGGAUGAUGAACACCCUAGGGGCCUGACCAAAGAGCAGAUCGACAAUUUAUCCACACGCACCUAUGGUCAGGCCAGCCUGGAGGGAGAGAAUGGUCGUGCGUGCAGUGUCUGCAUCAAUGAGUAUGCCCAGGGCAACAAGCUGCGCCGUCUGCCUUGCUCUCAUGAAUUCCACAUCCACUGCAUCGACCGCUGGCUCUCUGAAAACAACACCUGCCCCAUCUGCAGGCAGCCCAUACUUGCAGUACAUCAUGACUGACCUAUUUGCUCACAAACACAACUGUCAUAUUCCUGGCUGGCUGAACUGAGCAGACCAGAGUGGGCUUUGCAUGUACAUAGCGCUUUCAUGGUUUAAUUUCUUUGAAAAUACCGUUGUGUUGAAGUUGAAGAAGGUUGAACCAAAAGUGCAGAAAAAAAGAAAAUAUAAAUGCAGAGAAUUAACAAAACUUUAUUUUUUUAGACUCCUUGUUUUCAUCAACUUAUUGUUUUAUUUUCUUCUUCCUGUGACCUGUUUUGCUGGUCUCUGUCACAAAGCUUCAGAGGCCCAUGUCAAUGGAUGGCAUUAAUGCUUAAGGAGCUCCUGUAGCCGCUGCUGACUAGUCUCACUUAAACUCUGUAAUGUCUGUUACAUGUGACGUCUCUUUGUCACAACUGGAGUACACAAAUCACUUCUAGACUUGAUUUAUUCAGUAUAAUCUGUAUAUAACUCACCAGUGCUUGUAUUUAAGGGUUUUGAAUCAUGAUGCUCCUCACAUGCCAUCUGUUUAGAAUGGAAACAGGAAAACUUUUUUUUUUUUUUUUUUAACUAACUAUUUUAAAGUUUCAACAACCAUUUUAAAGUGUCCCUUUACAGUUGGUUAAGAAAUGUAUGAUUAUUGGGAUGUGUAUGAGCAAUGUAUUUAAUUUUGAAAUAAGUUUUAUUCUGUAAAUCUGGUAUUAUUUGUUUAAACCCUCUCCAUACAUCUUUCCCAUAUAAUUCCAAUACAGAAUUCAUCCAUAAAAGUAACCCACUAAAAUAGGCCACUUCAAAGUCAUUAACAUCACCCAUAUGAGCAGCACAAUUCAAAUGAAUGCAAAAGGCAUGUGCAUAAUCAGGAGUUCAGAGUUGUAGUUUAGUAUAAAAUUGUGCAAUACAAAGAGAGAAGACAGUAUUGUUUGUUUUGCUGUUCAUUGUUGUUUACAUUUUAAUGUGUGAUUAUCAUCUCCAUUUUAAAAAAAGACUUGUAAACCCUAAAAUCAGUGUUUCCUCUUGCUUCCUGUUGCUUAUUUGGAGCCAUACUUGACAAACACCCGUGUCAUGAAGUUGCAUUGAGUAGUUAGCCCAAUACAUCUGCUGAGCUAAAACCUGAAACAUACAUACAUUUUUGUUUUGUUUUUUUCAGUUUUCCAGCUAACUCAGAAAUAUUUCUUGAUGAGAUAGGUGCUGGAAAAUUGUUAAUGUUUGGAGCAUCUGCAGCACCUUUGGCUCCAAAACUACAUUUAAUGCUAAUGAGAAUCUGUUGACAACACAUCUCUUCCUCAAUGGGUCUGUCAUAGUGCAAUGGUCGCAGUCUAAUUAACACCUGAAUAAGGAAUUGUUAGUAAUAUGAUAUUCCUGUAUGCUCUUUAUGGUUUACUUCUCCAUUACAUCCACAGAUAUUGGCAUUUCUAGUGUAGCACAGGUGGAUUAUUUAGCUGAACCACCUAGUCAGUGUAUUCCUACCAGGGCCACUUUGUAAAUCAACGAUAACAGUACACAGGAGCUACUACAUCUCUGCACUUAACAUGCCACUAUCAAAACUGCAGGAAUGAUGCAGUAUAGUUUGUAAGAAUAUGUGAAUUGGGUAAAUGUGUAUGGGUUAAUUGUGUGUGUGCAUGUGAGUGUGUGUGUGUGGGGGGGGGCUGAAGGAAAGGUUUAGUGUCCCAAUAUACCUGGUUCUCAGAAGGCCUCUGUUCAGUGAAUAUCCAUCUUGGAGACUUGGAGAGGGUUGUGGCCGCUCAGUGCAGAAGUGAAUAUUUAUUCUAUUCGUAUUUAAUAAGAUGGAAAACAACUUUUGAAAUAUGAAUAUGUAUUAUGUUACAAUGUGUGAGAGUAAAUAAAACAGUUAUGAUGACUAUGAUACUAUGUAAUAAAACGAAGACAUGGGUUUUUCUUCUCUGCUCCUUAACGACGGAAUA